AUGCCAGUCGGAGAAGAAAAGCGAUCGUUGGGGGUCGAAAACGAGCCUGUGGUUCCCUUGCAGAUCAAACAGGGUCCUGUGAGGCCGUUUGUGGUCUCCGAACCUCCAAAAGAGCUCCAUUUUGCUCGUUCAUUCCAUUCUACGAAAGAAAGACUGCUAGUCGCUGGAUUGGCAAUUUUCACUUCUGCUGUAAGGCUGUAUAACUUAUCGCAGCCUAAUGAAGUGGUCUUCGAUGAAGUGCAUUUUGGCGGAUUUGCGUCCAAGUAUAUUAAACGGGAGUUCUUUUUUGAUGUUCAUCCGCCUUUGGCGAAGAUGCUGUUUGCCUGGGUAGCAGCCUUUGCGGGGUUUGAUGGCAGUUUUGAGUUCAAGAAUAUUGGCGAUGUUUACCCAGCAUCUGUUCCCUACGUUUUAAUGAGAUCUUUAGCUGCUGUGGCAGGUUCUGUGACCGUCCUUCUGCUUUAUUUCACUCUGCGUGCAUCUGGUGUGAGAAUUUGGGUCGCAUUAGCCAGCGCCGUUUGUUUCGCAGUAGAAAAUUCCUUUGUGACGAUUUCUCGUUAUAUUCUUUUGGAUGCACCAUUGAUGCUAUUCGUCGCAGCAUCUGUUUAUUGCUUCAAGAAAUACGAGCUUUUACCGACAAACAGCCUGCAAUCUUUCAAAUACUUAGUAUUGACUGGUGUUGCGUUGGGCCUUUCAGCAUCUGCUAAAUGGGUCGGCUUUUUCACCAUCGGCUGGGUUGGACUGUUGUGUGUGUGGAGACUAUGGUUCUUCCUUGGCGACCUGUCCAAACCGGUUAGCUCCACCAUUAAGAUCGCCGCGCUCAAAGGUGCCGUCUUACUCGGCAUCCCGAUGGUCAUAUAUGUGUUCUUCUUUUAUGUUCACUUCCAGACUCUGACGAUGGAUGCUGAUGGUGCAGGUUUUUUCUCAUCAGAGUUCAGGACUACGUUGGAAGGCAAUAAAAUACCUGGCAAUGUGCUUGCAGAAGUUGGCAUUGGCUCGACAGUAACUAUUCGUCAUGUGGGCACCAUGGGUGGUUAUUUGCACUCUCAUGAUCACCAAUACCCUGCAGGCUCUCAACAGCAACAAAUUACGCUGUAUCCUCAUUUGGAUGGUAACAAUGAGUGGAUCAUCUCGUUGUACAAUGAGACUGAGCCAUUGACUUCAUUCCAAAAUUUAACUGAUGGUACCAAGGUUAGACUCCAACACUCCAUCACGAAGCGUAGAUUGCACUCCCAUGAUCACAAACCACCUGUUUCGGAAAACAGCGAUUGGCAGAAAGAAGUGUCCUGUUACGGUUUUGAUGGUUUUGAAGGAGAUGCAAACGAUGAUUGGAUCAUUGAAAUUGAUGAAAAUCUAUCUACGCCUGGACCAGCCAGAGAACAUGUAAGGGCUCUAGAGACGAAGUUCAGAUUGAAGCAUGCUAUGUCCGGUUGCUACUUGUUCUCUCACGAGGUAAAGCUCCCUAAAUGGGGCUAUGAGCAACAGGAGGUUACCUGUGCUCACUCAGGUAGACCAGAUCUCUUAGUUUGGGUCGUGGAAGGUAAUACAAACGAGUUUUUACCUGAGAACGCAGAGCGUAUCUCUUAUAAACCAUCGUCCUUCUUCCAAAAGCUUAUGGAGUCGCAUGAAAAAAUGUGGAAAAUCAACAAGAACCUAGUGGAAUCGCAUGUUUACGAAUCUUUACCUUCAAGCUGGCCAUUCCUGCUGCGUGGUAUUGGCUACUGGUCGUCGAAAUAUAGACACGUUUAUUUGCUAGGAAACGCUAUUUUGUGGUGGUCCGUAUCAUCGUUCAUUGGAAUUUUCGCUAUGAUCAUCAUGUUCGAACUCGGUUCCUGGCAGGUUGGAAAGCCAAUUCUACAAGAUGCCGACGUUGUAAACUUUCACAUUCAGGUGACCCAAUAUCUACUGGGAUUCAUAAUUCAUAUCGCGCCUUCGUUUUUGAUGAAGCGUCAAAUGUUUUUGCACCAUUAUUUACCAGCUUAUUACUUCGGUAUCUUGGCUUUUGGUCAUGCUUUGGACAUUUUUGUUAACUACAUCUUCAGAAAUAGGAAAGCAAUCGGCUACGCUUUGGUCUUUGGUUUCACAGCCUCGACGGUUUAUUUCUUCAAUUUUUACAGUCCUUUGGCAUAUGGAUCUUUGUGGACUAAAGAUCUUUGCAAGAAGUCUCAAUGGCUAUCUGGAUGGGAUUACACAUGCGAUACCUACUUAGACUCCUAUGACGAAUAUGACAAAAUCGAUUUCUCAUCGAGCUCUGCAGCACCUGCGGUCACCCCAUAUGCCGAUAUUGAUACUCCAGUAGAGGAUGAAAAUCAUGAGGAGAUCGACAGCUUUGAGGCUAUAAUGAACAAACCAGGCGAUAAGAAGUUUUUGGAUCAAAACGGGAAUCCGUUGCAACCUGAAGAGGUGGAAAGAAUCUUGAAAGAAGGAGGCGGCAAAAUCCAGAAAGUUGAAGACAAUUAA
Torulaspora globosa is the source of this 2457-nucleotide messenger RNA. RefSeq names its product dolichyl-phosphate-mannose-protein mannosyltransferase PMT1 (gene PMT1). The coding region runs from base 1 to 2457 and encodes 818 amino acids. Gene Ontology annotation, cellular component: endoplasmic reticulum; membrane. Gene Ontology annotation, biological process: protein O-linked glycosylation via mannose. The record is from RefSeq and is a predicted model, not a curated record. NCBI's taxonomy places the organism in Eukaryota, Fungi, Ascomycota, Saccharomycetes, Saccharomycetales, Saccharomycetaceae. The transcript has a single exon. Gene Ontology annotation, molecular function: dolichyl-phosphate-mannose-protein mannosyltransferase activity.